AUGAACUCUUUAACCGUAUUAAGUGUAUUGCUAAUGGUUGUGAUGGUGAGGACAGCACCGGAUCCAUUGCCCGGUGAUGUUAAAGAUGUGGAUCCAAACAAUCUGGCCGUUAAGAAUGCCAUCGGAUUUUUGUUUAACGCAAUUCACGGCUCAAUAGACACCACACAAGCCAUAGGAAUGGGAAAAGUGUUAAAAACUCAGUCCCAAGUGGUUUCCGUAAUACUCGGCGGCAAACAAGUGGUCCGAAGUAAUGAUCCCGAUUUACAGCCCAUUAUUGAUUUCACGGAAUCGAUGCUUAAUAACGGCGUGAACUCCAUAUAUACCCACAAAAUCGCUAACAUAUUGAAAGCCGAGAGACAAGUGGUGUCCGGAGACAAGUAUUAUCUCACCUUUGAAUUUAAGCGAACUAAUUGUCUAAAGGGUCAGCCCAUCCCUGAAAACUGUGUUUUCACGAAAACCGAAAUAUGUUCAGCAGAAGUGUGGUCUCAGCCGUGGCUAUCAGACGGGAAAUUACAACUCAUUAGCUUUCACUGCGAGAGACCUGAAAAAAGAGAUAGUUUUUAACCAAAACUUUCCUCAAAAGUUUCCAUAUAAAAACCUAAACUUGUUUUUACAAUAAAAAAUUUAAAAAACUCAUACUUUUAACAAAACAAA
Molecule: messenger RNA, 654 nt
Organism: Medioppia subpectinata
Lineage: Eukaryota; Metazoa; Arthropoda; Arachnida; Sarcoptiformes; Oppiidae
Source: the annotation of a GenBank genome assembly